Molecule: messenger RNA, 1762 nt
Organism: Alternaria alternata
Lineage: Eukaryota; Fungi; Ascomycota; Dothideomycetes; Pleosporales; Pleosporaceae
Exons: 3
Coding region: 315-1505 (396 amino acids)
Source: RefSeq, a predicted model, not a curated record
UCCGUUAGGGAUGCCGUCUCCCCAGAUCUCCCCUGCGCUCGCUCCCCAGGGUCUGAUCCAUCGUCGGAUUUUGAGUUUCGGAUACCUCCCUAAACAACCUGGCAUCCCAGUUUUGUGUAAACUGGCGCACUAGCCCGUGCGGCACUCGUAGUUCAGGUACCUUUGGGCGCAAGGCCUGGCAUAUGUACUCCUCCACAGACGGGUGCCUGCGGAUACAUAUCUAAAGGAGGGUCCAUGGUGAACCCAUCGCACCUGUCCCACACAUUGACAAGUUACGUGUGUUCCAUCGUCUUUGCCUUCCCUUCAUAACUACCAUGGAUCCAAUUCCACCGGAACAGUUGGCUGCCUUGGCCAAGGAAGAUCGGGGUCCGCUCACCAAAUCUAUCGUUGUUGCUUUUACAUGCAUAGCGGGGAUUUGUGUCGCCCUGCGUAUCAUCACUCGGCUCCGAUUCUUGGGAAGAUCAUUAGGAUGGGAGGACUACGCCAUUGUCGUCUCUAUGGCGCUGGCUAUUGCUACUGGCGUACUCCAAGUCAUGCAGGCGGACGCUGGCAACGGCAAGCAUGCAGUCUUCAUCGAGUUUCCAGGUGGAGUUGAGAAGAUUCUGAUCUACCUGUUCUGGAGUAUCAUCUUCUACAAUACCAGCCUCAUGUUCACGAAGAUAUCCAUCCUUCUACAGUACGGCCGGAUCUUUACUCUGCGAGAAAUGCGCAUACCACUCCACAUCGUCAUGGCCAUCUGUGUAGCUUGGGGUGUUACUACGCUCUUCACUUCCAUCUUCACAUGUGUCCCUGUCCAUGCCUACUGGAAGAUAUUGGAGCAGCCCGGAGCGAAAUGUAUCGACAACAAGACGAUUUGGUAUGUGAACGCCAGCAUCAACAUCUUCACCGACCUCAUCGUGGCCUUCCUUCCCGUUCGUGUCAUUUGGACUCUCCAAAUCGCUUUGCGCCAAAGGGUCGCGCUCAUGGCCAUCCUUACCAUCGGUUGGUUUGUCUGCGUCGUAUCGAUUCUACGCCUACACGCUCUCAUCGUGCUUGUCGAUCACCCGGACGACAACACAUAUUAUAGCGCACCGACAGCCUACUGGUCCGCAAUCGAGAUGAACCUAGCUAUCGUAUGCGCAUCGCUUCCUGCGCUCAAGCCACUGGUUGUCAAGAUCAUCCCCGGCUUCUCGUCCACCGUCCCCUCCGGCCGAUCAUACGGAAAUGGAUACGGAACUGGCACCAUUGGCAGCAGUGCCACCAAACAUCGGAGCGUUCAUGGUAUCAGGAGCACUGCAAGACAUACUGACGAAGACUUUGAACUGGCACUGGGCCGGCCAGGUAGCACGACACCUUACGAGACAGGUGCCGAUGGAGGGGGCAUGUUUGGGAAAAACAUUUAUGUCUCGCGACAAUUCGAACAGCAUUUUGAGCAGAGCUCGCGGAUCAGUGACAGCGAGAGCCAGAAAGAUUUGGUCUCAGAACGCAAAGAUUCGCAGUGGUCGUCCGGCAACAGUCAGUCUUGAAGAGUAUCUUUCUUUUUGGUUGCAGUGAGGAUCUCUACGUAGAAUCUACCAUGUUUCUUCAAUACCUCCAGCUGCGCAUACACUUUGGCCGUUUGUCCUGAAUCCCCUGACCCACGCUUUCUACCGUAAGCCGCACGGUGGGGUUGCGUCGUGCCGCUGUGCAAGGACUUCCGUCUUGGCUUCCCAGGACUCUGACACAGGGUCAUACCGGUGCACGAGAUAGCUCUCUUCGUGUUUCCACCACUCGUUCAUGUUUU